AAAGGCAAAAUCUAUCCUACACCACAUCUCCACUAUCAUACACCACGUCAAUUGUCCAUCUCCUUCCCUGCUGCCAACCACCAACACCCUUCGCACCAAACCACCAUCCCACGCAUCAAGCAACAACACCAACACCUGCACUCCUCCCCUACACCAAUUCUCACCACGAACAACACAACAACAAACCCAAAAUAGCAAUCAAAAUCAAGCCAAGAACAGAGCAAAAACAGAGUAUAUUGAUUCGUUCGAACCCGUAUCGAGUUCGACCGAACCGAAGAUUUAGAGUUCCUGUAAGUAUGAGGUUCGCUCAAACCAUCGAGGAGUUCGUCCGAACAGCAAUCAAGUUCGCCCGAACCUUUUUCGGGUUCGACCGAACAUUUCACCGCUCAAAUUGGUACGGAAUUAAUGAAGUCACGUGGCUGCGCUCGUGGUUGAGGUUGAUGGAAUCAUGGAAGAUCGACGGUGAUGAUGGUCGAUUCAUUGUUGCUCGACGGUGACCGUUGAUGAGGACGAUGAUGAUGAUUGAAGAUGAGGGUGAACGGUGAUGAUAGACGGACGGCAGCUGAUGAUGAUCGUUGAUGACGAUGAGGAUCGACGGUGGAUGACGAUUGAACCGCUGAUCAUUGAUGGAGGGGCGUUGAUUGAUGAGGAGAUGAAGACGAAGAAAAAGGAGGGGACGCUAAUAAGUGGGUGAAGAAGGGUCUGAUGUUUUCUUUGGGGAUUUUGAUCCCAUCUUUAUUUUCUUUAUCUUUUCCUUAUUUUUUUCCCUCUUUUAAUUCUUUUUCUUUUCUUUUCUUUUACUUUUCUUUUACUCUCUUUUUAAUUCUUUUAGUUUCUUGGUUUUAUUUACUUUGUUUUUUUUUUUUUUUUUUGGAGUUUUAGAAGAGUAGUAUAAAUACACUCUUGCUCUCAUUUUGGGGUAUGUACAUAAUUAGUCUCAUUUUCUAGGGUUUUAGUUUAGUUUAGUUUAGAGAGAAAAAGUGAGAAAAAUUAAUGGAAAGCUUGGAUUUUGGAUGAUUGAAGGAGCAAUCUAGAGAUUUGAACAACUCCUUAGCUUCACUCAAUGAGAAUUUCUUACUCUCUCUUCUCUUUAUUUAUUGCCUUAUUUAUUGCUUUAUUUAUUGUUUUGAUUAGUUUAAUUAUUUUUGUUUAAUUUAAUGAUUUAUGUUUAGAUUAGUUGUUGUUAUUGUUUAGAAUCAUGUUUUUAGUUGUUAAUUUCUAUAAAUUUUAUGUUUUUAUGAUUAUGGAGUAGUUUAUUGAUUAGGGUUUGGUGAAAACUCAACAUUGAUUGGUUUGGGUGUUUGUGAUUGGAAAUUAGGGAUUUUCAUGAUUAAAUUAUUGCAUGUUUAGGCAUUUCCAAUACAUGUUGCAUUUAACUUGAUCAAUUGAAUGUUCCAUGAUUGCUUGGAGUAGUCUAGUUGGGUUGGAAAGGGAUUAAAGACCUAAACUUGACUAUUUGGUUGAAUUAGGACUUUAACUUACCCCGGGUAUGAUAGGGUAGAACGGGAGUUCGUCCUUGAUGCUUAGGGAAAUUGUUCGCGCAUCGGGAGAUGGUUGGAGCUAUUUGUGAAUUCAACGUUUAUCAUGUAGUGCUUGUGAAUUUCCCCGUUUUCAAUUCUCUUAUGUCCAUUCCAUGAUUUGUUGUUGUUUGACCCAUUCCCUAAUCUCGUUUGCUUUUGGUUUCUUAGUUUAGUUGAUUUAAUUUAGUUAGUUAGUUGACUUUCCAAAACCUCGUUUCGACCUAGCUUGUUGUUCGAUUAACAUAGAUUAGUGCACCUUAGUCCUUGUGGAUUCCGACCCUUUCUUACCGCUUUACUUGUGUUUAGUGGUUAGUGUAGGUAAUUUGUUUGAUUAGGAGAGACUAGUAACGACCUAGUUUUCCCCUCGAUCAAUUUGUAUGACAAAUUUAAUGUUGGAAUAAUGAGAAGAAGUAAAUGAAUAAAUUAAAACACACACAAAGAUUUAAGGUGAUUCACUCUUCAAUUAGCUACAUCCACCACGGGGGAGGGUUUGGAGCUUGUAUUACUCUUCAAUGGAGAAAGAAUUACAAAGAGGAAUUCUCAAAGGUGAAGAAGAGAGAAUUCUAUGUAUGCUUAGAUCUAGGGUUUCAACCUCACUUGUGUUUCUCUCUCUUGAUUAUGAAAUUCUCAUUACAUUUGGUAUUUAUAGUGUUAGACAUCAAACCAAUCUAAGGGACAAGAAAAUGCCACGUUGAUUGAACCUUGCGGAGAAGAAAACAGUUUACCCGCAGGGUUCGGCCGAACUUACCCAAAGUUCGGGCGAACCUCCAAAAUCUCAAAGUUCCUGAUUCUCUUGAGGUUCGGUCGAACCAUCUAAGAGUUCUGCCUAACUUCCAGCAGGUUCGGCCGAACUUACCCAAAGUUCGGGCGAACCUCCAAAAUCUCAAAGUUCCCGAAUCUCUUCAGGUUCGGUCGAACCAUAUAAGAGUUAGGCCGAACUUCCCUGCUUCAUGACAGCUUCUCGUAAAAUAGUCAUAACUCCCUCAUUUCUCAUCCAAAAUGAUCUUAUGACUAGGCGUUGGAAAGCUAUUGAGCCAAGCUUUCACCUCCAACUAGAAUCAACUCAAUCUAAUGAGUAGAUCAUGAGAUAUGUCAAUUUGAAGUCAGACCUUCCACUAUAACACCCUAACAUCCUUCAAGGAAGAUUCGAGGCACACAUAACAAAUUACAUUGAGGGGAUCCGAGAAGGGAUGGGUUUUUGUCCUUUGUUCCGAAACUACCAAAAACGUUAGAAUUUAAGCUUGUUUUAUUUUUCAAAUUAAAACCACUGCGCACCGCCAUAGCGCCGGCGACACCACUGCCACGCCUAGCCAUUGCGCCGGAGACACGGCCGCCGCGAAGAUAUUAUGCGUGGAGGUUGUGUCUCCAGCACAAUAACUGUGCGCGGCAACCGUGCUGCCAGCGCAAUGGCAGUGCACGGUGAUUUUAAUAAAAAUAAAUUAAUUAAAAACUGUAGAAGAAGACGCAACGGUCUGCCAUUAUUGUCUGCACAUUCUUUGACCGUCUUUGCAAUAUCUUGAGCAGCAAUGGAUUUAGGGUCCACGGAGCGAUGGUUAAAGAUGAGUUCGAACUUGCUAGAUGAGACGACAACAGACAUCCAUUUUGGUAAGAACUUGGCUUCAUUAUCCGUUUAAUGAAGUCGAGUUUCAUUUUUAAUUUAUUGAGUAACCUCUCAUAUGUGAAGUACAUAACUCUGCCGUAGUUGCGCAGUUGCGCACCCGUGAAGCCGCGCUUGUACAUGGGUGCCAAAGUUUCGAAAUCAUGAUCCAUAUUGUUGUGUCCAUAAUUCAUUAGGUUCAUUUUUGUACUAAUUCCAUCCUUUGUACCUAAAUGGACAUAAUACAAAAGCAUAAUUAAAUUAAAUUCAGGGUACUCAUGAAAUUAUUGUUGAUUAAUUAUUUUUAUUAUUAUUAAUGGAGUGGGUGAAUAUUAGAAGGGAAAAAUCAUAUUUUCCUACUAUAAAUGCGGGCGUUUUUAAAACGCGGGCGCUGAAUAACGAUACACUAUAUAAAUGUGGGUGCCGAUAAAUCAUCAUUCUCCGUAUACAUUGAAUGAGUAAUCUUUCCGUUUCGAAAUAAUAGGGACACUUUGACUUUUAACACUAUUCACAAAUGUUAAUUUGACUAUCAUUUGUGAUUUAUGGGUAAGGAAAAAUAUAGUCGUGUGCGAUUUUGUUUGAUUCGUCUCGACAUGUACUUUUGGAAUAUCAAUAUUUUAUAACUUUUACAAAUAAAAAAUUAGAGAUAUUAAUAAUUCAUUGAAAAACGUGAAAAAAAAUUUGCAUUGAAAAACAUGAAAAAGUAAACCAUACCUAUUAUUUCGAAACGAAGGGAGUAACUUGUUUCCACCAAGGGCACCAACCUACAAAGUCUACUUAAUUAGGCUAAUGGGUCCCAUGAUGAUUUAAGUACUCCCUCCGUUUCUUUUUGUUUGUUACGUAUUCCUUUUAGGGUGUUUCACAAUGUUUGUUACGUGGGAGAAUCUUUCCUUUUAUAAACUUAUUACACUACAAAAAACUGGGCCAUCAACGACAACCCAUUUACGACAGGCCCAAAACCCGUCGUUGAUGACAUGGUUUUUAUGACGGGAAAGUUGAACCGUCAUAACCCACCCACAAAAACUAAACCCAUGCUCUCUUAUUUUCCCUCUUCCUUCAUUUUGCUCCAUCAAACAAGAGGGGAAGCCGACAAACUUCUCAAAGCUUCAAACAAACAAACAAAGGCGACAAACUUCCUCUCUCACUCGGCGACUCGACUCCAUCUUCACCGCAAGAGAUUCUUGAAAUUCCUCCAUGAAAAUCGACUUUAUUCAAUCUUAAUCGAGCCUUUUCAAGUUUAAUUAAGCCAAUACAGCUGCAAGUUAGAGAUUAUUUGAGUAAAUAUUGAAGGAUGCAAGUUAGGUUUCCUCUAAAUUGAAGAUUCGAAUAUUGUUGCUUGCAGAUUCGUAUUAUCAGGUAUAUAAUUUCACUCUUUUAUUAUCGUUUUUAGUUGCUUUAAUUUGAUUUAUUGCUUCAAUUUGAUUUAUUGAGUAUGAUGCGGUUUAUUUCCCGUUUAUGAUAAUGGAAUUAUGUUUGAUUUUCCUGAGAAUCUAUAAUACUGUUUAUUUCAUGUUUAUGAUAAUAAAAUUAUGUUGGAUUUUCCCUGAGAAUCUAUAAUUUGAAUUUGAUUUUUGUGACAAUCUCAGUCAUAAUAAUUAAUUAGCUACUGAUUCAAACAAUUUGCAAAUCUACUUAGUCUCUGUUUUUUAUAUGUGAAGAAUAUUGCUGAUAGAAGCCUAUGUUAUCUACUUAGUGUGCUUAAAUUGGGAAUUCCUUUGCAUUUACAAUACUUUAGUGAUUCCUAUGUUUUGGAAUUGGCUAAUUCAGAUUAUAAAACAUACAAAAUUCGAGAUAUUAGCUUCAGAGCAGAAAUUUAAUCACCAGAAAUUUAUUUUAUUACUCAUAUUCAUCAAUUUGAUUUGUGUGUGAUGGCUCUGUUAAUUUGUUUGUUUGGUUUAUGAUCCUGCUUAUAGUUCAAACUGGUGCUUGCAUUCUGAACAUAUUCAUCAGUAAGAUGGUUAACCACAUUUUAGAGGUUUCGGCAGUGGGAAUCAACUUGUACUCAUUUCAUCAAUUUGAUUUGUGUGUGAUUAUAGGAUGAAUAUGUCAUUGGUGCCAUGUUUCAGUUCAUUUAGCUUUUUCCAUGGCUUUUUCCAUUGGUGCCAUGUUUUAGUUCAUUUAGCUUUUUCCAUGUUUCAGUUCAUUUUAGAGGUUUCGGCAGUGGUAAUCAACUUGUACUGUUUGAGAUUGCCUCUAUCGUGUCUAUCCCGAAAACUAAUUCCUUAACUUAUUGUAGCUUAUUGAGCUGAGCAUGUUAUUAACUUUCCUUGCAGUUCAGUUUGCAUGUUGGAUAUUUAAAAACUGCGGAAUGGUAUUGAAUGUUUAUAAACACAAAUUAUAUUGCUCAUAAUCAUCAUAUUACAUGUCUGUCUAGAAAUGUGGGUUUUAAUGAUGAAUGUCAUAAUUAGCAAUUUUUAAUGAUGGCUCUGUUACGCGUCAAUUACGUUUGUUUGAAUGUCUUUUUUAUUCAUAAUGUCGUAGGAUGGAUAAGGAAAAGGGAUGAGAAUGGAUGCACUUGGAUGAUAGGUUUAGAAAAGCAUAUAGAGAGGGGGUUUUGGAGUUUUUAGAUUAUGCAUUUUCUAAAGUUGUAGAUUCUCAACUUAUAUAUUGCUUGGGGGUCCAGUACAGUAUAGAUGGAUGUAUCCGGUGGGCGGUUUUUGUAUACUCUUAAGUCGUUUGUUCGUAAUAGAGCUUGUCCAGAAGGGUCGAUAGCAGAAUAUUUUACAGCUUAUGAAUGCUCGACUUUAAUUUCAAGGUAUUUGCAUGACAUCAAUACUAAAUUCAAUCGCCAGGUAAGGAACUUUGAUGGUGGUGUCAUUGAAAAUCUUGGAGGACUAUCCGUAUUCUGUCACCUUGGACGACCAUUAGGGGCUGGGCAAGCACAUGACUUAGCCUUACAUGAGUGGGAGCAGGCCCACACAUAUGUUCUCAAGAAUUGCCGAGAGGUGAAACCAUUUAUCCAGAAAUUCCAUGAGGUGGUAGAUAAAAGAGGCUUGGAGAUACCAAUUCAAAGUUGGAAUUCAAGUUUCAUAAAGUGUUUUCGUAAAGCGAAUAAUAUGUCCCCUUUUGCAAAAAUAAAGGAAAUACUUGGUAGGAGUCGCAUGAAUUGUAGAGCUAAAGAAACUAAUCAACAAGCCCAGGAUAUUCUGUUUGAAGACGACUUGGGCAGUCUCUUACAAGGUCAGGUAGAAAAUACUAACACUAUUGGAGCUAGCUCUUCUUCAAGUGCUCCGGUAAAGACGAAGAAUCUCAAUCUAGUACCUCGAGGAAGAAACAAGUGCAAGAAGGUUGCACAUCUUUCAACAGGGAAGAAACUUCGGGUAGCGUUUUAUGAAGGUCGAGUAGUGGGUGAUGAUGGAAAUGAAUUCACAAGGUAUAUUGGAAAAAUUGUUCGUAACCCCAAUUUGUGUCCCGUGAGAGUUCACAAAUGGGAAGAUUUGGACUCAGAUAAUGUAGAACAUAUGUGGGCUGUUUUACAGGAAAUGAUCAAGAAGACAAUUCAAGAAAAUCCAGAGAUGGAGGUAUUUGAUGUCAUAGAAGAAUGUUUUGGGAGGCGAAAUAAAGGAUAUGUGGCUGGGUAUGGUGGUUCUGUCAAGCCUAAGGAUCUAAGAGGACCUCUACCAAACCGAUUUGACCUUGAAAUGAAGUUAAAACAAGCUGGAAAAGUUAAUGAAGUGUUACUGGGAAGAAUAGAACAUGUGGAAGCAGAAAAUAGAACCUUUGCUACUCGUUUAAAUGAAGUUGAGGCAAAAUUUCAGGUAAAACUUCAGGGCAUUCUAGAUGCUUUUAGUGAUUAGUAAGGUAUUUUGUGACAAUUAUUUGGAUGGUGGAUAUCAUUUCUACUGGCUUCCUUGCUGACUGCUCUCAAGUUAAGUUGGUGUUGCUGAUAUGCUUCCUUGCUGACUGCUCUGCUAAUUAAAUUGCCUCAUUUCUACUGACCGACUCUUCUCUGUUGUAGACAAGUCAGUUUGAAUUUUUAUAUAAUUAGUCAUCAGAUAAAUUGGAACUUUUAUAUAAUUAGGCAUCAGACAAUUGGUUGUGGUGGUUUUAAUCAUGGGCCACUGCUGUUGAUUUGGAUUUUUUGUAUUGAACUGGGGUUGUGUUGUUUUCAUUGAUUUGUAUGCAAUGAUGAUGGUAUUACUAUAAUGUAUAAAUCAUUUAUAUUUCUUUGGGAUA
Spinacia oleracea (spinach) is the source of this 7293-nucleotide messenger RNA. RefSeq lists its product as uncharacterized. NCBI's taxonomy places the organism in Eukaryota, Viridiplantae, Streptophyta, Magnoliopsida, Caryophyllales, Amaranthaceae. Bases 5751 to 6914 code for a protein of 387 amino acids. The transcript has 6 exons. The record is from RefSeq and is a predicted model, not a curated record.